Xenopus laevis (African clawed frog) is the source of this 2578-nucleotide messenger RNA. It is a transcript of the gene gckr.L, whose product is annotated as glucokinase regulator L homeolog. Gene Ontology annotation, cellular component: nucleoplasm; cytoplasm; cytosol. Gene Ontology annotation, biological process: response to fructose; carbohydrate derivative metabolic process; glucose homeostasis. The record is from RefSeq and is a predicted model, not a curated record. Gene Ontology annotation, molecular function: kinase inhibitor activity; carbohydrate binding; fructose-6-phosphate binding. Bases 106 to 1965 code for a protein of 619 amino acids. Lineage: Eukaryota; Metazoa; Chordata; Amphibia; Anura; Pipidae. The transcript is spliced from 20 exons.
CUGCUACAAGAGAGACAGACUCGCUGCAUGGAGAGACACACAGGCUCGGCCGGGAACACUCACAUACAGAACAGACAGCUGUUUGUAUAAUCUGCAGAGAGAAGCAUGAGAGGCACAAGGAAGUAUCAGCAUGUGAUCGAGACCCCUGACCCAGGGAAAUGGGAGCUGGCGGGAUACGAGGAAUCUCUGCCAAUCAGUGAGAAGUCCAACCCCAUGACGCGGGAGCUGGAUAAAGCCGACCCCUCCCAGUUGGUGCAGCUCCUGAGAGACUGUGAUGCCGAGAUAUUCCAGGAGGAAGAUGAGAAUCUCAUUCAUUAUCAUAGACUGUACAGCGAGUCGGUGCUGAAGACAAUGGGGGAUGUAGCAAAGAGAGUGCAGGAGGUAUUAAAGAAUCCUGAUGACAGUCUGGUGGUUCUGAGUGGCUGUGGGACCUCCGGGCGGCUGGCCCUUUUACUUGCUAAUUCCUUCAAUGGACUCUUGAAGGGGCUGCACAAGACCCCCUGUUACUGCUACAUCAUGUCGGGAGGGGACAGAUCGAUUGUCACCUCUCAGGAAUCUUCAGAAGAUAACCCCCAGCUGGGGGCCCAGGAAUUAGAGAAGGUGUGUGAGGGGAAGAAGAACGUGCUGUUUAUUGGCAUUUCCUGCGGCUUGUCUGCUCCGUUCAUCGCUGGUCAGUUGGAUUUCUGCAUGAGGCACCUGGAUGUUUACCUGCCGGUGUUGGUGGGAUUUAACCCAGUCAGUAUGGCCAGGAACGAGCGCAUCGAGGGCUGGCACUCCAGUUUCCGACAAGUGGCCGAACGGCUCCAGACCCUGCACGACUCUCAGAAGGGCUUCAUUCUCAAUCCGGCAGUGGGGCCUGAAGGAGUGAGUGGUUCCUCGCGGAUGAAGGGGGGAAGUGCCACCAAGAUCCUUCUGGAGACUCUGUUGCUGGUGGCCCACAAGGCUGAGUCCAAUGUGCCGGUGACUGAGAAGUGCCUGUUGGAAAUUCUCAGGACAUAUGAGAGGGCCCACAAGGUCACCUACUCCCAGAGCAAGAAAAUUGCAGCCCUGAUGAAACAGACGGCAACAAGCCUACAGAAAAAGGGCCAUCUGUACAUCCUCGGCUGGGGCACCCUGGGGCUAGUGGGCAUAAUGGAUGCAGUGGAGUGUGUGCCCACCUAUCAGGCAGACUGGAGGGACGUGCGUGGGUUUAUCACUGGCGGUUACCACUCCAUAGAGAACAAGGAAGGGGAUCUCUCGUCACUGGGACCCGAGUUCUCCAUCUCCCAUGAAGACUUUGUGAAGAACGUUCUCCCCUCAGUGUCAGAAACAGACACCGUCCUGCUCAUCUUCACUCUGGAUGAUGACCUCAACCAAAUAGAAAAGCUGGUGGCUCUGGUCAAGGAGAAGACCUCAAAUAUUCAAGUCAUAUGCCAUGCGACAGCCGGACAGUACUUGCCGAACUCACUCAAGAAAACAAUUCCAAGUAUCAUUGGUCUGACGUGGCCUAUCCUGUUCUUGGAGUAUGAGGGUGCUUUUAUCCAGAAAUUCCAGAGGGAACUGAGCACAAAGUGGAUACUGGACACGGUUACGAGUGGCGCCUACACCCUGAGGGGGAAGAUCUUCAGAAACUUUAUGGUGGACUUCAAAAUUAAUAACUCAAAACUCUUCCACCGAGCAACGUCGGUUCUCCAGAGGCUAACAGGACAGUCCCAGCAGCGCUGCACAGAGGUGCUCCUCCAGUCCAUUUAUGGGGAACAGACCCUCUCGGAGCAGAUUAGGAACACCACCAUUGCUGGACAUGUAGAAGCAGCUGCCUCGCAGGACAAGGUGCUUCCGGUGGCCAUUGUGAGUUUGCUGAGAAGCUGCACGAUACAAGAUUCCAGAUCCCGGAUCAACUCCUCAUUGUCCAUCCGCUCGGCCAUUGAGUCGUCAAUGAAUGUGCCCGGGAGGAAGAGGGGGGCCGAGGACUCGGAGAGUCGAUGAGAGACACAAGAUCAUCAGUAAUGACCAGUCACUUGAUUUACUGACCUGAGAACUGGGGGUGCCGGGAGGUUAUUUGCAUGGACCCAGCUCUUUAUUUCUAUUGGUCAGUGUUAUAUAUAAUGUCACUGGGUGCCCAGCAGUGCCAGGGUUGUGCCCACAGGGGAGGGGAGGAAUAUUUAUGAUAUAACAGGAACGUACCACUUACUGGAAGGAUCGGGGUAAAUUCCCCCGUGUGACACAAACAUGUAGGGCCACAUUCCAACCCUCGUCCCCAUUGCUUCUGCUCCUCUUCCUCCUAGUGCAUUGCCAACAUGUCUCUCUCUAGGGGCCCCACCUGCCCCAGCCCAGGGCAACUUCUGCUUGAUACCUGGCACAACAUCCAUUUAAAGGGGAAGUAUUCCCUCUUUAUAACGGUGCAGAGGAGACAUAGUAGUGCGACCAACUGCAAGUGACAAAUUGUGAAUGAGGAAAAACUGGCAAUGCCCCUUGUAUUACACAAUGCCCACCUACAUAUCUGCUUCUCUUCUGCUCCCACAAUGCUCCUUGUUUUUCCUAUGGACUCUCAUUCACACAAUCUAUGGAUUUCCCUGUAGAAUAAACAUCCAGAAAAACA